AUGCAGCGGCUUCUGUGCAGCCGCAGCAAGCAGCGCCAGGUCUUGCUGCAUUGGCUGUUGCUGCUACUGCUGUCGCUGCUGCUGCUGCUGCUCGCGACAGCACUACCAGGAUGCAGCUACUUUGGGCUUGCAAGCAGCACUAAGACAAGGUGGGGGGUUGGCACCUAUGCGUUCCUCUUGAGCCCGCAGCCGCAUCUCAGCAGCUCGAGUGGCAGCAACUGGGAGAGUGCAGCACAGCAGCCGCAGCAGCGCCGCUCCUUGUAUAAUGAGGCCUGCAGCAGCAGAAGCUGCAGCAUUAUCACCGGCGGCAGACUUUCAGGAGAGACUAGGCUCUGGGUUCGCAAGUUUUUGAAUUUGCGAGACCCGGAGGAGCCCCGGCCUGAGGUGGAGGAGGUGGCGUGGGAGGACAUGAAGCCCAAGGUGGAGGUGUUGGCUUUAAAGGUGGGCAUGACGUGCGUCUUCGCUUCCGAUGGGGCUACAGAACCCGCUACGCUUUUGCAGGUCCUCCCUGCCACCAUCGUGCAGUUUCUAGAAUACGGAAAAGCCUUAGUGGCCUUCGGUGAGAUCCCCAUCAGCAUCAGCAACAGUAGCAACAGCAGCAACAGUAGCAACAGCAGCAGCAGCAGCAACAACAGUAGCAACAGCAGCAGCAGCAGCAGUAGCAACAGUAGCAACAGCAGCAGCAGCAGCAGUUCAGGGUUGGGGGGGUACAUCCCUCGUGUAGGAAGCAGUGGCAUCAGCACGAGCACGGCGGGGGCUCGGAGCAGAGGCAGCGGGGGCAGCAGCACCAUGGCUGCGGUGUACGCACAGCCAGCAGCAGAUUAUGUUCUGGGGCAAAUCCUUGACGCCUCUGCGCUGGUGGGCGCAGCCCGCGUUACCGUCAAGGGCCGCCCCAAGAAGAAAGGCUUUGAGGGCGUCAUGCAGCGACACGGAUUCAAAGGGGGCCCCGCAACGCACGGGUCGAAGCACCACCGGGGCCCCGGGUCUGUGGGGGCGGGAACGGAUCCCGGUCGAGUGUUACCGGGGACGCGUAUGGCAGGGAGAGACCCGAAGCAGAGCAGCACGGUGAGAGAUUUGCUGCUGCUAGGCCUCAACCUCAAGACAAAUGCCCUCUUAGUUAAGGGCUCUGUGCCUGGACACUCCGGACGAACCAUUCUAAGAGUACAGUGGGACAGGGCCAGAGAACAGCAGCGCGAGCUGCGCCAGCGCCUUGCGAAGGCUGCAGCAGAUGAAUUCAUUGAACAGAAAAAAGGCAAGCCAGCUGGAUAG
Messenger RNA from Eimeria acervulina, 1269 nucleotides. RefSeq names its product 50S ribosomal protein L3, putative. Gene Ontology annotation, cellular component: ribosome. The record is from RefSeq and is a predicted model, not a curated record. Gene Ontology annotation, molecular function: structural constituent of ribosome. The transcript is spliced from 5 exons. Bases 1 to 1269 code for a protein of 422 amino acids. NCBI's taxonomy places the organism in Eukaryota, Apicomplexa, Conoidasida, Eucoccidiorida, Eimeriidae. Gene Ontology annotation, biological process: translation.